Molecule: messenger RNA, 989 nt
Organism: Cajanus cajan (pigeon pea)
Lineage: Eukaryota; Viridiplantae; Streptophyta; Magnoliopsida; Fabales; Fabaceae
Product: chlorophyll a-b binding protein 3, chloroplastic
Biological process (GO): photosynthesis, light harvesting
Cellular component (GO): membrane
Source: RefSeq, a predicted model, not a curated record
UACACAAAGCAAUUCACAACACCCAAAGAGUCCUCAACAAAGCUCACUCUUGAAAUAAACAAUGGCUGCUUCCUCAAUGGCCCUCUCCUCCCCAUCGCUGGCCGGAAAGGCGGUCAAGCUCUCCCCAUCGACCCAAGAAGUCGGGAGAGUCUCCAUGAGGAAGACCGUCACCAAGCAGGCCUCCUCCGGAAGCCCAUGGUACGGCCCAGACCGCGUCAAGUACUUGGGCCCAUUCUCCGGCGAGCCCCCGUCCUACCUGACCGGCGAGUUCCCCGGUGACUACGGCUGGGACACCGCCGGGCUUUCCGCUGACCCCGAGACCUUCGCCAGGAACCGUGAGCUUGAGGUCAUCCACUCCAGGUGGGCCAUGCUGGGAGCUUUGGGCUGCGUCUUCCCCGAGCUCUUGGCCCGCAACGGCGUGAAAUUCGGCGAGGCCGUGUGGUUCAAGGCCGGCUCCCAGAUCUUCAGCGAGGGUGGGCUCGACUACUUGGGCAACCCAAGCCUCAUCCACGCCCAGAGCAUCCUCGCCAUCUGGGCCACCCAGGUUAUCUUGAUGGGCGCUGUUGAGGGUUACCGUAUUGCUGGUGGGCCUCUUGGGGAGGUCACCGACCCAAUCUACCCUGGUGGGAGCUUUGACCCAUUGGGCCUCGCUGAUGACCCAGAGGCUUUUGCUGAGCUUAAGGUGAAGGAGUUGAAGAACGGUAGGUUGGCCAUGUUUUCCAUGUUUGGGUUCUUCGUUCAGGCCAUUGUGACCGGAAAGGGCCCACUUGAGAACCUCGCUGACCACCUCUCUGACCCAGUCAACAACAACGCCUGGGCCUACGCCACCAACUUCGUCCCCGGAAAGUGAAAUGUUUGAGUUUUAGAUUUGUGUUUCGUGAAGUAUAUGUUAUUGCAAUGUACUUCAGAUAAUGUGAAUUAUCUUGUGUAUCCAAUCCAACUCAAUGUUACUUGCUUUUUACAAAAUUCAACUCUCCACUUUUUCUCCC